Molecule: messenger RNA, 4467 nt
Organism: Daktulosphaira vitifoliae (grape phylloxera)
Lineage: Eukaryota; Metazoa; Arthropoda; Insecta; Hemiptera; Phylloxeridae
Gene: Ino80
Product: chromatin-remodeling ATPase INO80
Exons: 28
Coding region: 223-4233 (1336 amino acids)
Biological process (GO): DNA repair
Cellular component (GO): Ino80 complex
Molecular function (GO): histone binding; ATP-dependent chromatin remodeler activity; ATP hydrolysis activity
Source: RefSeq, a predicted model, not a curated record
AAUGAAAAUAAAUGUUAACUCUUAACUUAUUUAUUUACUUAUACACACUUCUUCUUAUGGAUAUUUAUGUAAUUAGUGUAAUUGAAAUUUUCAGUGUGUCAUAAAAUAUAUUUUACUUCUUAGAAAACGAAAUAGUUUAGUAAUAUGUUUGUGUACCUAAUAUUUAUUGACAAAAAUUAAAAAAAAUGUACAGACUUUAAUUGUAGUUAUAAUUAAAUAAUAAUGUAUGGAGAAAUGAAUAAUAAUGAGAUAGCUUUACCUCUUCAUUAUCAACGUAUCAUUCAAGCAAUUAAUAUUGAGCCAUACUUAAAUUAUGUAGAAAAUAUCUUUAAGAUUCCAUUAGGUGAGGAUUCUAGUGAUACUGAUUUAGAUGGAGAUUUUAGUGAUCUUGAAACUCCAGAAGAAAGAAUUGCUGACCGUACGAGAUUUUAUAAUUUAUCUAAUGUAGGAGAUGACCGUUUAUGGCUUCAAAGUCUUCUCUUAAAUAGUAAUGAUUCUGAUGAUCCAGAUGAAACAGUAACUGAAGAAGAUCUGGAAAAUAUGUUGAAGCUUCAUUUGUUUAAGAAAAAAUGUCAACAACAAUUUCAAGUGGCUAAAAAUAAAAACCGAUGUCGAUAUUAUAGUUCUGGGUUACUAUCUAAUUUUGACAAAUAUCAAACUAGAACAGAGAAGAAAAAUAUACAAAAAAUUAAACCAUCCAAUGUCAGGCACAAGCAUAAAAGCUCAGAGAAUGAUAAAAAACUUACUAAACGAAAAACACGAUCACUUAGUCCUUCUGCCAAAACACUGAAACUUGAAAAAAAGAAAGCUUUAUUAGAAGCAAAAACAGCCCAAGUAGUUAUUAUGAAAAGAAAAAAAUUAUGGUUGCAUAUGGCAAAAAAAGAAAUGGGGAAGAUACAUAGAAUGAAAAAUAAUAACCAUAAAGAAAUUUUGAUUACUUGCCGUCGAACAGCUCAAUCUUGUAUGAAACAUUUACGACAAAAAGCAAUACAAAGUCAAAAAAACAUGAAGGAAAAUGUAUGGCGAGCAAAACGAUUAACACGUGAAAUGCUUACUUAUUGGAAAAAAUAUGAUCGAAAUGAAAGAGAAACUCGCAAAAAACAAGAAAAAGAAGCCGAAGAACAAAGGAAAAUGGAUGUUGAAUUAAUGGAAGCUAAACGUCAACAAAGAAAACUAAACUUUUUAAUUACUCAAACUGAGUUAUAUGCACAUUUUAUGUCAAAAAAACUUGGUCAAAGUUCUGCUGAAGAACAAUUAAGAAUUUUAAAUCAACUAGAUGAAGAAAAAAUUCCUAGAUUAAUGCAAAUUGAAAACUAUAACAGUGAUUUAAUGAAAGAAAAAGCUUUACAAAAUACUCAAAAAGCAUUAGAUGCUCAUGCUAACCAAUCUUUUGAAUUUGAUGAUCCUGAUUUAAAAAUCAAUACUCCACCCCCGAAUGAAGAACGUCCUCAGCCAACAAUAUUCCAAGGUAGCCUUAAGCAUUAUCAACUAAAAGGAAUGAACUGGCUUGCUAAUCUUUAUGAUCAAGGUAUAAAUGGAAUUUUGGCUGAUGAAAUGGGAUUAGGUAAAACAGUUCAAUCAAUUGCUUUUUUGUGCCAUAUUGCAGAAACUUAUCGUGUGUGGGGACCAUUUUUAAUUGUCUCUCCUUCAUCUACUCUUCAUAAUUGGCAACAAGAAAUAGCAAGAUUUGUUCCUGCAUUUAAAGUAGUUCCAUAUUGGGGAAAUCCUCAGGAAAGAAAAAUUUUAAGACAAUUUUGGGAUCAAAAAGGUUUACAUACUGAAGAAGCAAGUUUUCAUGUUGUUAUUACUAGUUAUCAAUUAAUUGUCAGUGAUUUUAAAUAUUUUAACCGUAUUAAAUGGCAAUAUUUAGUACUAGAUGAAGCACAAGCUAUUAAAAGUACAAAUAGUGUACGCUGGAAACUGUUACUAACAUUUAGAUGUCGCAAUCGUCUUCUACUUACAGGUACUCCUGUACAAAAUAGUAUGGCUGAACUUUGGGCUUUGUUACAUUUCAUCAUGCCAACAAUGUUUGAUUCACAUGAUGAAUUCACUGAAUGGUUCUCUAAAGAUAUUGAAAGUCAUGCAGAAAAUAAAACUGGCAUUGAUGAAAAACAUUUAUCUCGCUUACAUUUAAUUCUUAAACCAUUUAUGUUACGAAGAAUUAAAAAAGAUGUUGAAAAUGAGUUGUCAGAUAAAAUUGAAAUAUUAAUGUAUUGUCCUUUAACUUCUCGACAAAAAAUGUUGUAUUCUGCCCUAAGAAAAAAAAUUCGUAUUGAAGAUUUAUUACAUUCAGAUGGCUCAUAUCAAUCAUCUUCAAAUGUAACAUCAAAUCUUAUGAAUUUAGUUAUGCAAUUUAGAAAAGUAUGUAACCAUCCAGAACUAUUUGAAAGAAGAGAAGCUAGAUCGCCUUUUUUUUUUCAUCCGACUGAAUACAUUAUACCUAAAUUAAUUUACUUUGAUAGUUUUGCUCAGAAUAAUCACUUAAAUAAACGACAUUUACUUGCAAAUAAAUUUUUUAUUUUUAAUGUUGAACAUGUCCAGCACAGUUGUUUUUCUAGUAAAAAUAAUAUUUCAGUAAAGUGCAAUGUAUUUUGUUUUAUCAGACUUUUGAAACUUUCAGCAACUGAACUUUAUCAAUUUGUCAAUGGAGAAUUAUUAAAUAAGUUUAUGUAUAUAUUGAUACAACAGAAAAUCAAUUAUUUAGAGCAAUCAAAGAGCUUUUGGAAUAAUAAUUCUACUUUAUGGCCAUUUGUAGAAGAUUUAGUUCCAGAAAAGUUCAAAUUUAUAAAACCAAUUGUUAGUAAUUGUACAAUUACUCAUGCAACACAUAUUCAUCAUCAUAUGAAUGAAACAAUGGAACAUAAAAUUCAUCGCUUGAAACAAGUUAAUGAUGGCAAUACAACAUUAGAAAAUAUUGAGAUUAAAGCAGUUGAUAGUUUUAACUCUAGACCACCUAAAAUAUAUGAAUGCUUCCCAACCCAGUUUCCAUCAUUUAUAUAUUUUUAUUCACCAAAAGUAGCUACUAAAGCACGUGAAUUAUGGGUUCCCGGAAGCAGAUCUGCUGCAUUUGUUUGGCAAAGACAUGAAAAUUGUGAUUCAAAUGAAGGAAAGAAUUUCAUUUUAAAUGGGGAACCAAACUUGUGUCAUAAUCAAUGGGCUUGUAGUAAUAUUGGAGGAGUAAAUGCACUUAGGCCUCAAAAUGGAUGGUUUCAUAUUAGUAUACCUGACAAACAAAGUUUGGUCACUGAUUGUGGUAAAUUAAAGAUAUUAGAUGAAUUACUUACUAAAUUGAAACAAGAAAAUCAUAGAGUUUUAAUUUAUUCUCAGAUGACUAGAAUGAUUGAUAUUUUAGAGGAGUAUAUGUGGUUUAAAAAAUUACGGUAUAUGCGACUUGAUGGGUCCUCGAAAAUAUCAGAAAGACGAGAUAUGGUUGCUGAUUUUCAAAAUCGUUCAGAUAUAUUUGUAUUUUUGUUGAGCACAAGAGCUGGUGGAUUGGGUAUAAAUUUAACUGCAGCUGAUACAGUAAUUUUUUAUGAUAGUGAUUGGAACCCUACUGUAGAUCAACAAGCUAUGGAUAGAGCUCACAGACUUGGUCAAACUAAGCAAGUAACUGUCUAUAGAUUGAUAACUCAACAUUCUAUUGAAGAGCGAAUUUUACAAAGAGCUAAAGAAAAAAGUGAAAUCCAAAGAAUGGUAAUUAGUGGUGGUAAUUUGAAACCAGAUACACUAAAGCCAAAAGAAGUUGUUUCAUUACUUUUAGAUGAUGAUGAAAUUGAAACCAAAUAUCGACAAAAACAAGAAGAACGUAGACAACUAGAAGAAACAAGAGCUGAAGGUUCUAAAGAAAAAGAUCGUAAACGAAAAUUGGAUAUUAAAAAUGAAAAUUCUCCUAAAAUUAAGAAAACUGAAGAAGUAAUAUUAACUGAUGAACCUCCAUUGAGUCCUCCUAGUGAAGGUAGUUUUAUUCAUGAUGAAACAGGAAGUGAAACAACAAUUGAACAUGAUGAUUCCCCUACUAAAUUAUCUCCAAAAACACCAACAUCAAUAGCUAAACGAAGUCGUGUAGGACGAAGAACUCGACCUUCAGUAAAUCCUGGUAAUUUAGUUUCGGGAGAUGACAAUUUUGGUAGAAAAAGAAUUAUAAUAUCAAAAAGAGGACCGGGUCGUCCAAGGCAACCCAUGCCCUCAGCAACAUCUAGUUCAAGUUUUAGAAGUACACCAAAAAAAUCAUAAUUUUUCUCCUAUUAUUUUUCAGAUUUGUGAUUUGUAUGUUGUUUUAUUGAUGCAAGUAUUUUGUUUUUUAGACAAUUUUUUUGGUAAUUUCUAAAUAAAUUACUCUAAAUAUUUAUAUUAUAGAUUUGUGUAUAAUAAUUAAAUGUGUUGUGACUAGAGACAUCAGUUAUUUUUGUUAAAUUAAAAAUAUCUAAAUAAUUUUUUUUAUUAGUACAAUAAACAUAUAAAUAAGAA